GGUGCGGCGGUGAAUACGCGGAGGAAGAAGCCGGUCGCCGUCGUGUCGGCUGGUGAGGCGCGCUGAGAUUCACCGGAGACAUGUCGGCGAUGUCCUGGGGCACGGCCGCGGGCCGUCGCCGCCGGGUCGUCGCGGCGACGCGUCGCGGGGGGAUGCGCGCCGCCCUGCUGAUCGUCGCCCUCGUCCUCGGGCUGCUGUCGGGCACCGCCGUCGGCGAGAAGAGCAAGAAAUACCAGAUGAGCGACGUCUGCAAGAAGUACUUCCUGCGGGAUCUCUACAGGAAGAUAGACGGCGCCGUUCUUACCUCGCAAAAUGAGAGGGAGCUCGAUUGCGCCAUUACUUUCCAGACUCACAGCAUCCUCCAGCGGUUCAUGCUCCGAUUCGAUCAGCUGCAGUUAGACUGCAACGACCAUCUCUACAUCUACGAUGGCGCGCACGCGGUUGGCAGUUACAAGGCAGACCUAUCCUGCAGAAACACGAAGCAGACUGUGGGCGCGAUUUACACGCGCACAAACUUCGUGACGUUGAAAUACGUCACCGAUGCCUGGGGCACCAACUCGAAUGGCUUCCGCCUCGUCAUCACAGCCGUCAAGGAUCCGAAACACACCUGCAAAGACUUUCGAUGCACGCAGAACGAAUUCUGCAUCGAAACGGAUCUCCUUUGUGACGGCGUGAAUCACUGCGGCGACGGAUCUGACGAGGCCACUUCCACCCUCUGUGCCAAUUCCGAGGCAUCGACGAUCCUAGGCAUGCAGACUACUUGGUUCGCUAUCGCCCUUGUUUUUCUGAUACUCAGUAUGGGCGGCCUGGUAACGGCGGCGGUUCUCUGCUUUUGCAGGCAGCGUGUUCCUACCCCGAGGCACCCCCAUAACGCGCACAAUGCUCAGUCUCAUCCCCCAGUCAGCUUCCCAUGGAUUCCAAGCUCGUCGAGGCUCGUCCACUACGUGUCGUUCCUCUGUCGCGGAGUUUCGCCCGCAACGUUCGGCCAGUCAUUGUAUCGACCAGUUGCCGCCAGACAGUCGCUUGGAAUCAUUCGCAGACAUAUCUUCGCGCGAUACCACGGUCAAGGUGGAGCUUCCAACGGAUCUAAGAUGACGACCACCAACCAGGCUGGUUGUCUACCAACCUGGAGGAUUUUCACGGUUCUUCUAGUAGUUUGCAAGAUCAUUAUAGCCGCGAAUACGCAGCCCUUUGUCGUGAGCAACACGGUGGACGACCAGCACGGUAAAGAUUUCUUUGUUGGGCCCUGUUUGGUAAACACCAAUCAGACCUGCCCCGAUGAAGAAGUUACGUUUUUCCUCUACACCAAACACAAUCCAAACGAGGGACAGCAGUUGUUGGUGAACGACACCAGCUCGAAUCUUGCCGAUACUAACUUCGUGGCGGCGAUGCCCACGAAGAUCAUCGUGCACGGUUACAAUUCGGACAUGCAGCUAAGUUACUUGGUGAAUAUUCGGGACGAGUACUUGAAGAAGGGCAGUUACAAUCUCAUAGCGGUCGACUACCAUCGUCUGGCGGUGGCACCGUGUUAUCCCAUAGCCGUCCACAAUGUGCCUCACGUGGGCGAUUGUCUGGCACAGCUGGUCGACCGUCUGAGGGACUACGGUGCCAAGGAUAUCCACGUGAUUGGCUUCAGUCUGGGCGCCCAUGUACCGGCUUUCGCGGCCAAUGUGCUACAACCGUACAAGCUAACGAGAAUCACCGGUCUCGAUCCAGCAAUGCCGCUCUUCAUCACCGUCAACAGGAAAGAGAAGCUCGACUCUAGCGACGCACAAUUCGUCGAUGUGUUGCAUACGAAUGCCUUCAUUCAGGGCAAGAUCGAACCGAGCGGUCAUAUUGACUUUUAUAUGAAUGGAGGAGUCAACCAGCCCGGAUGUUGGGAACAUGGAAAUCCCUUUGGAUGCAACCAUCACAGGGCGGCGGAGUACUUCGCCGAGUCGAUCAACUCGAAAGUCGGUUUUUGGGGCUAUCCUUGUUUCAACUUUGUAACUUAUCUUUUAGGUCUCUGCCCACCCAGAUUUCCUGCGGUGAAGAUGGGUGAAGAUGUUAAUAGAAAGUAUCGGGGUUUUUAUCUGGUAAAGACGAAGGCGAAUAGUCCGUACGCGGAAGGUCCGUUCACAGUGGAGGAUCCUUAUCAGCAGAAUCUUUACAAGUCGCGUAAAAUGUUAUAAAGAAAUAUACGUUUUAAUUAAUGAAACGUAAGAAGAGCAUAUCUCUACGAAAAUGUAAUAAACUCCUUGUAUUAAAGCCAUACAAGAAAAGUGAAAACACUUUGAUAGACUGCCAAGUAUUUUGUCAGGGAAAUGUAAGUCGUUCAUCAUAAACUGUAGUGAAUUUUAAAUAAAAUUUGUGUAGAAAUAUUAUACAAUUUAGUAUAAGAGAAAAGUGUAAAUUAAUAGGCGCAACGUAUAUGCUUUAAACUUCAAAAGAGUAUUAUGUAAUGCGCAAGUACUUUCUUAAAAAUAAUGUGAUAUAAUUUAUUAUAAAUAGACUUGAUAUAAUCCUACUUAGAAAUUUAUUUAAUUAUAUAGGAACAAAUAGAAAUAAUUAUAUUAGAGAUUGCAAUAAAUUGUUAUCAACAUAGGUAAAUAUAAAACGCGAAUAAAAUUAUCUAUCUUAUCUAAACUCUCUUAUCUAAAAUCUAUACUUCGACAUAUCUUAGAUGUGGCAGAAAAAAAAAUGUGAUACAUAAAAAUAUCAAGUUAUGAAUUUGAUAGAACUUUAAUUAGAUUGAUUAUAUUAUUGAAAGGUUAAUAACAUUUAGAGUCUGAUAAGACAUUUCAGCUUCAUAUUAUGUGAAUUGUUUAUUCAACACAAAGUCAAGAUUAGACAAUUGUCAGAACCUAUUAAUCAUAUUUUAAAAUAUAUUGCGAAAUGAUCGCAAUAUAGCCGUUUUCUUAUUGAUUUAUCGUAUACAACAUUCGAAUAAAAAGUAUUUAACCGUACAUAUCCAUAUAUCUGUCAAUCUAUCUUCUAUCUGUCUAUCUAUCAAUUUAUCUGCCUGUUUAAAUUGUUUCUUUUCUGACGUAUUUUCGUGAUGACAAUAUUGUCAAGCUUCAAUAUUGCUAAAUCUAUGGACUGCAUAUCUGAAAUCAGACUUUCCUAACCAAUAUCAUCUUUCAUUCUUUAUUAUUUCAUACGUAUUCUAUAAUAGUGAAGUCAAUUUCUAUAUCGAAAUAUAGAUAUCUAAUAUAAUUGAGAUAUUAUUAAAUAUAUAGGAUUUGAAACGAAGCGUGGAUCAAUCCAGCAGUAAUGCAAUAUAUCGCGAAAAAUUUUUUGUGCAAACCGUUUGUGAUUAUCUUUUAUUUAUCUUUGUCGUUGAGAAUAUACCGAGACGCUCAAGAAAAUAGUAGUUCUUGCUAUGCCGGAAGCCUCACGAAUCCUGUUAUAGGUUCUCGAGAAUUGACCUCGAGAGAAUAAGACUUAUUACCAGUAUAUAUCACGAGAAACACUUCUCAAAGACAUUGUACACACAAAUGGGUUUUCGACUACUUUUAUCUUAAAAAUAUUUUUGUUACGAAAAA
Pogonomyrmex barbatus (red harvester ant) is the source of this 3524-nucleotide messenger RNA. RefSeq lists its product as uncharacterized. Gene Ontology annotation, biological process: lipid catabolic process. Gene Ontology annotation, molecular function: serine hydrolase activity; lipase activity; protein binding. The record is from RefSeq and is a predicted model, not a curated record. NCBI's taxonomy places the organism in Eukaryota, Metazoa, Arthropoda, Insecta, Hymenoptera, Formicidae.